Messenger RNA from Leptonychotes weddellii (Weddell seal), 1783 nucleotides. RefSeq names its product major facilitator superfamily domain containing 12 (gene MFSD12). Gene Ontology annotation, biological process: carbohydrate transport; regulation of melanin biosynthetic process; pigment metabolic process involved in pigmentation. The record is from RefSeq and is a predicted model, not a curated record. Gene Ontology annotation, cellular component: plasma membrane. Gene Ontology annotation, molecular function: symporter activity. Lineage: Eukaryota; Metazoa; Chordata; Mammalia; Carnivora; Phocidae.
GGAGCGGGGGCGCCGCCGCGGCCACUGUCGGUGGCCGCGCGGCUGAGCUACGCGGUGGGCCACUUCCUCAACGACCUGUGCGCGUCCAUGUGGUUCACCUACCUGCUGCUCUACCUGCACUCGGUGCGCGCCUACAGCUCGCGCGGCGCCGGCCUGCUGCUGCUGCUCGGCCAGGUGGCCGACGGGCUGUGCACGCCCCUCGUGGGCUACGAGGCCGACCGCGCCGCCGGCCGCUGCGUCCGCUGCGGCCCCCGAAAGGCCUGGCACCUGGUCGGUACCAUCUGUGUCCUGCUGUCCUUCCCCUUCAUCUUCAGCCCGUGUCUGGGCUGCGGGGCAGCCACGCCCGAGUGGGCCGCCCUCCUCUACUACGCGCCCUUCAUCGUGAUCUUCCAGUUCGGCUGGGCGGCUACGCAGAUUGCCCACCUCAGCCUCAUCCCAGAGCUCGCCACCAAUGACCACGAGAAGGUGGAGCUCACGGCCCUCAGGUACGCCUUCACCGUGGUGGCCAGCAUCACCGUGUACAGUGCCGCCUGGGUGCUGCUCCACCUGCAGGGCUCCCCGAGCUUGGGGGGGGCCCGCAGGGUCACUGACCAGCUGGGCGUCCAAGACGUGCCGGUGUUCCAGAACCUCUCCCUGCUGGUGGUGGGAGUCGGAGCCGUCUCUUCGCUGCUGUUCCAUCUGGGCACCAGGGAAGGGCGCCGGCCUCGGGCGGAGGAGCCGGACGAGCACAGCCCGCUGCUGGCGCCCGCCACCGCCCGGCCCCUGCUGCUCUGGAAGCACUGGCUCCGGGAGCCGGCCUUCUAUCAGGUGGGCUUGCUGUACAUGAGCACGAGGCUCAUCGUGAACCUGUCCCAGACGUACAUAGCCAUGUAUCUCACCUACUCCCUCAACCUGCCCAAGAAGUUCAUCGCCACCAUCCCGCUGGUGAUGUACCUCAGCGGUUUCUGCUCCUCCUUCCUCAUGAAGCCAGUCAACAAGUGCAUCGGGAGGAACCUGACCUACUUCGCGGGCCUCCUGGUGAUCCUGGCCUUCGCAGCCUGGGUGGCCCUGGCAGACGGGCUGGGCAUGGCCGUGUACGCGGCAGCUGUGCUGCUGGGCACGGGCUGCGCCACCAUCCUCGUCACCUCGCUGGCCAUGACGGCCGACCUCAUCGGCCCCCACACGCACAGCGGAGCCUUCGUGUACGGGGCCAUGAGCUUCUCGGAUAAAGUGGCCAACGGGCUGGCAGUCAUGGCCAUCCAGAGCCUGUAUCCCUGCUCCUUGGAGAUUUGCUGCAGGGCCUGCAUGGGCUUCUACCGCUGGGUGAUGGUGGCCGCCACCGGCGGGGUGGGCGUGGCCGCCACCCUCUGUCUCUGCAGUCUCCUCAUCUGGCCCAUCCGCCUGCGGAGCUGGGACCCUGGAGCCCAGCCCUGAUUCCACAGGCGCCACGGUUGCUGUCCUGUGCACAUGAACUCUGUAUACUCCAGGACCAGCUGAGGCCAGGAGCAGCCCUCCCUCCGUGCCGCCCCCACCUCCCAUCCCUACCCCCCCAUCCUUGCCUGGCUGUGGGGGCAGGACGGUCAGGAUCCCAGACACGGAGCUCAGCGCUCUGGGGUCCAGGGGUGCGCCCGGCUCACCCCUCACCCCAGGCUCGGGUGCAGUUUGCUACAUGCCGCCAGGUCCCCCGACCACGACGUGGUCUCUGAGCCUGACGGGAGCCUCAGGCAGGGGGUAGGGAGGAGCAAGGCCCAUGCUCUGUGCCCAGGCCACUGCUGGCCACGAAUAAAGAGCCACCCGUGGGUGA